Molecule: messenger RNA, 796 nt
Organism: Sphaeramia orbicularis (orbiculate cardinalfish)
Lineage: Eukaryota; Metazoa; Chordata; Actinopteri; Kurtiformes; Apogonidae
Exons: 5
Coding region: 17-796 (259 amino acids)
Biological process (GO): T cell activation; positive regulation of ERK1 and ERK2 cascade; interleukin-15-mediated signaling pathway
Cellular component (GO): membrane raft; external side of plasma membrane
Molecular function (GO): protein tyrosine kinase binding; MHC class II protein binding
Source: RefSeq, a predicted model, not a curated record
GUGGUUUCAGUCUGUGAUGAUGAGGAUGAACGUCUACAUGUGUCUGUCAGCCUUCAUCCUGAGCUGCAGAGUCUGUGCAGAGAUGGUUCCUAUGGCUGUAAUGGAGACGAGCUCAGUGUCUUUACCUUGUUCUGACAUCGUGGACAAAAGAAUGACCUGGAAAAAACGGGCUCCUGGGCGGCACGACCAUGAAUCCAAUUUUCUAUUUUCACUUAUUGGUGACGAAGAACGAAGAGAAAAUGACCCAGAGGAACGAUUUAGUUCAGUGGGAUAUAAUUCACUGCACAUUAACAGAGUUUAUUUAUCAGACAGUGGAGAAUACCUGUGUAACAGCCAUUGGUCAGUGGAGCUGACGGUGAUCCCAACAGGAACCUUCAUCCAACAUGCUAGAGAAGGGACCAGUGUCACUCUGACAUGUCCUCAUGUUACUGGUUCAUAUGAUCUAAUAUGGAGAAGAGAGUCUGAUGGAUGGAGACCACAUCCUGGUCUGACUCUGACUCUGACAGACCUUAGACUGUCUGAUUCUGGACUGUACAGCUGUGAUGGAAAACCUGCUGUGUAUCUGAAUGUGACCACAGGUGAUGAUGAAGCACCGCCCACAACAACAGACACAAAAACGACAAGUACGUCUGCAACAACAACAGCAACAACACAGAAGAAAACUACAUCCAAGACAAACAACAGCAAAAAGGGCACGAAACCAGAGAAAAAAGACACUGUCCAGACCAAACCAUCACCAGUGGAAAACACCGGUACGACCACAACAAAACACACAAAUGAUGAAGAAAGUCAGUGA